CUUCGAUAACUCAUUCGUGUACGGUGUUACAUGUGGCGAUAUUUUGAAUCUUAUUCGGAAAUAAUAAAAAUAAUAUAAUUUAUGUUAGAAAGUAGAAUAAUUAUUCGCUAGUCAAUAGUUAUGCCACCGAAAAAAACUAAAAAGUCAAAAAAUCAAGAUUGGGAUAGUGAUAAAGAUGAAGUAACAAAUGAGAUUUUACCGAAAGAAAAUUAUGCUGUUGAUGAUGAACCAAUUAUUAAACAAAAAAAAAUACCAAAAAAAAGUAAAAAAAAAAAUAAAAACCAAGAUUGGGAUGGCGAUUCAGAUGAAGUAACAACUGAGAUUUUACCGAAAGAGGAUUAUGCAGUUGAUGAUGAACCAAUUAUUAAACAAAAAAAAGUACCAAAAAAAAGUAAAAAAAAAAAUAAAAACCAAGAUUGGGAUGAUGAUUCAGAUUCUAAUAAGGGAGAAUUUUCAGUAGAAAAAAAAACUGAAUUAGAUGAUGAAAAUUUAUCCAAAGUAGAAGCAAACGAUGAUGUUGCAAUUACAAAAAAUGAGGAUUUAGUUGCUGAUGUAAAGUCAGAAGACUUAGGUAAACCGAAAAGUACUGGAAAAAUAUCAAAAAAGAAUAAAAGGAAACAAAAAGAUUUUGAUUUAGAAGAUGAAGAUACUCUUGUUUUAGAAGAUCAAUUUGUUGAAGAAUUUUUAGUUGAAAAAAAAACCGAGUUAAAUAAAGUCGAAUUAAAAACCGAAGAAAAUGUCGAUGUAGAAGUAAACAAAAAUAUUGAUAUUGUUGACGACAAUGUUCCUUCUGUGAAACAAGAAGACAUAAUUAAAUCGAAGAAUACUGGAAAAAUAUCAAAAAAGAAUAAAAAGAAGCAAAAAGAUUUUGAUUUAGAAGAUGAAGAUUCAAAUGCGGGAGAAGUUUCAGUAGAAAAAGUAACUGAAGUAGAUAAAGACAAAAUAAAUAAUGAAAAUAUAUCUAAACUAGAAGCAAACGAUGAUGUUGCAAUUACGAAUGACAAAGAUGAUUUAAUUGCCGAAGAAUUACCUCAAGGAAAUUCUAAUAAAUCGGAGAAAAUAAUUAAUACUACAACAGUAUUAAAAAAGCAUAAAAAACAUACGAGUUUAGAAGGUGAUGCCGUUAUUGAAGACGUACUAGUAAAGAAAAUAGCUGAAGUUAAAAUAAACAAUGAAGAUGUAGCUGUAGAAGAAAAUACUAAUUUAAUUAGUACAAAUGAAAUAGAUUCCACCUCAGAUGUGAAGCUAAAGACCACAGCUAAAGAACCCAAGGCUAAGUCGUCUAAAGAAAAAGAAAUUAAAACUGAUAAACUAUCUCACAAAGAAAAAAAGAAAUUAAAAAAAGAU
Adelges cooleyi (spruce gall adelgid) is the source of this 1347-nucleotide messenger RNA. Its product is annotated as SUN domain-containing protein 2-like. The annotation marks the transcript as partial. Lineage: Eukaryota; Metazoa; Arthropoda; Insecta; Hemiptera; Adelgidae. The record is from RefSeq and is a predicted model, not a curated record. The transcript has 11 exons.